AUGAACAUGCUUCAGUGUUACUUUUUUAUUAUUCUGAUAAUUUUGAUUCAUAAAUCGGUAUCACAACCAAAAAAUUCCCAAAUAGCUGAUCAAAUUUUUUCAGAAAUCAAACUUGAACCCAUGUGACGAUUUUCACGACUAUGUUUGCAGUUCGGAUGAUAGAAUUAUUCGAAACUUUACUGUUGAGAGAGAAAAUAUUGUUAGAAUUCCGAAAGGGUUCAUCGAUGAUAACAAAACUUUGUGAGACUUUUUUUUUAUUGAAAGCUCUUGAGCGUCGAAAAGUUGUUUUUUAGGGCUAUUGAAAAUGUUAUGAAUUUUACUUAUUUUGGAAAAUGGUAUAUUGAAAUGCUCGUUUUGUAUAAUCGAGGGAACACAAUAAAAGACUGUGCAGAUAUUCCCGAUGACAAAAAACCAAUGUGUUUGAUAGGGCUUUUAGAUAAUAUCAACACAACGGUAUUAUUGUUAUUUUUUAUGUUCGAAAUUAUUAAUGUUAUUAUAGGAAAUUGAUGUAUUCUAUAAUGCUCUUUUAUCGAAUAUCAACAUUUUGGAAACAAUCAAACCGCCUAAUGGAAAACGAAACAGAUUUUUACAUUGGAUGUUUCAAACUUUGAAAAAUGAAACGUUGAAAGAAAUUCAAAGAAAUGGAUUUGCGAAAGAUGUUUUUGGUGUCAAAAAUGUUCAUAGUUUCUAUGCGCUUUAUGAUUUCAAUAAUGUUACAGUUUAUAAAAAAGCGAGACAUGCCUACGAAACAAAAUUCCAUCAAGUGUCAAACAACUUAUCAAAAAAGUAAGGGUGAAAUUUUGAAAUAAAAAUCAAUAAUCAAUAAUAUUUUAAGAGACAAAUCUAUGAGAAACAUCGAUAAAUUCAUAAGAUUUGCGGCGAUUGACGCGGCUAUGCAAGUUAUUCAAGAAUAUCUUGAUAAAUAUGAUGCGCGAUUUAUGUUCCAAGCAAUUAUUGCAAAUCCAACAAAUGAUGCAUUCCAAUAUUUGGGAAAUAUUCAUAUUGCAAUUAUUACUCGAAAUGAUCUUCAACAACCAAAUAAAGCGGUUAGUUUUCAAUAUUUUCAAUAAAAUCAAACCUUUUCCAGAUUGCUGAUACUGUUUUUGUCACACUUCAUGAAAUUCUUCAUAAAGUUUAUCCUUAUGGUGAAGCUGAAUUUGAAAACGAUCAAUAUUCAAAAACAUACAAUUGUUCAGCAGAGAGCAUCAAAUAUUUAGGAAAAACUGAUAAAGUGGUAUGACACCUCAAUAUUUUAGAGUUAUCUUACGUCUUAUUUCCAGACACCUGUUGAAAACUGGUUCACAUUGUCAAAUUCUCAUGAAGAUAUUGUUAAUAUUAUGGCUCUGCGAGUAGUUAUGAGAUUGAUUGCUCAAAAAUCGAUAAAUGAGGAGCAGAUGAAAAAAUCAUUGGAAAAUUUAAUGGGUGGUUUAUGCGUGAAUCGGAAGAUGAAGAAUUCAGCAAUCCCGCAGCAUCAUCCACUAGAACUUUCUUUGAAUAAUGCAGUUAGACAAUAUCCACUUUUUAAUAAUUUGUACAACUGCAAGAAAGGAGAUCGAAUGUUUGUUGAUUUGGUAAGUAAUUUUUGUUCGGUCCAUAUAAUACAGUUUUUCAUCAAAUGUUUUUUUUUCAGAAAGAUCAAUGUAAACCGAUUGAGAAAAACAUAUCGAUUGACGAUUUUGUCCUAGGAGAUGUUACAAAUCGAACUGAUGUUGGUGGAUUCUUCGAAGAUUUAUUGAGAACUGCAAAAAACAUGGGAUUCUAUUUUGGAGAACUCUAA
This is a messenger RNA of Caenorhabditis angaria, 1777 nucleotides long. The record is from the annotation of a GenBank genome assembly. NCBI's taxonomy places the organism in Eukaryota, Metazoa, Nematoda, Chromadorea, Rhabditida, Rhabditidae.